Ectocarpus sp. CCAP 1310/34 is the source of this 7424-nucleotide messenger RNA. The record is from the annotation of a GenBank genome assembly. NCBI's taxonomy places the organism in Eukaryota, Phaeophyceae, Ectocarpales, Ectocarpaceae.
AUGCAUACCACGGGGCGAUCAAUCUGUGCUCGCAUCUUGCCCCUCUCUCAGGAGCGGAAGCGCCGCGAGAUAGCCGCGAAACGAAAGUCAGCCGCCAAGGCCCUGGCAGCCCAAGCCCGCCGCGAAAACGCCGUCCGCUUCCGUCGCGAAACCGUCUCCGCGGGGCCCCCGGAAGGAGCGGGCGGCGGCGGCCGGCGGGGGAGGGAGGGCACUGCGGUUGGCGAGGGGUCGUCGGGCACGCGGGCCCGGUCUCACUCUCCCCGCGGCAUUACCGAGACACGGGGACGCGGGCAGAACGUCCCUCCCGACCCUGCUGCUGCCGGCGGGUCCAGGACGAGGUGGGGCGGGCACCAGGGUGUCGUUGCUGCCAGCUCCAAGCAUCCCCGGCCUCGCUCCGGUUGGCAGCAAGAACAGCAUCAGCAGCAGCAGCAGUACUCGCGGCCUCGCUUGUCCCGCUCGGCCGGUGCGACUCGCAGCAGGGACGAGGAGGAUCCCCCGCUCCCUCCCCUCCGGAGACGAGUUCUACGGAGUAGCGGCACGGCGAGGGUGAACGCCCUUGCAGAAGACCAGUCCAACCGUGUCGCCGCAGACGCGGGUAGUAGUAGACGGGCUGAGGACGAGGGCGGCGCCUUCGGGGGGGCCGCGGAUGUAGAGGGGGGCGAAAGUCGAGCUGAAGGCAGUCGACAAGGAGCUCGAGGCGUCGUCGGUAGUGGCGGUGACGGUGGUGUCGUGGUUGGCGGGACACCGGCACAUGGCGAAGAGGAAGAGCUCUUGAAUCCGGCGCAGUCGUCGACGGCGGAUGCGGCGGCUCCGGCGACGGAGAAAGUCGUUGCGGCGGCCGUCCCAAGGGCUAGAGCUGCCGACACCGAGCUGCAGCAAUCGCGCCGUUUGCGGGGAGAAGCCGCUGCUAAGGAAGAGGCCGAGCGGGAGCGGCAGGAGCAGGAGCGGCGGCAAGGGGGCGGAACGCGGGGUGGCAACGGGGAUCGGCACCGCCAAACGCUGGCGUUCAUGGCCAAGCAGCGCAGGCAGCCUCGCACCGCCGCGACCGCACCAUCGCCGCCGCCGCCGCCGCCGCCGCCGCCGCCGCCCCCGCCACCCGCCCCCAAGCUCUCGUUCUCCGUGCCGGCGGCGGCGGCGGCGGGCGGGCCCGCGAGACGCCGUGCUUCGCCGCCGCACGGCGCCGGCGGCGUUAGCUCGGCGGCUGCUGCUGCUGCCGCUUCCAAGGCACCACCUCUUCGGCCAGAGUGGGUGAGCGUCGUCGACGUCAAGUCGAGGCCGGGGUCGCCGGCGGAGAUGGAGUAUCAGCCGAGAAGAGCGGCGACGCAAGGGCUCCGCAGAGGGCCGAGGGGCAAAGAGAAUCGGGGAGGGGGUGGGGACGCCGGGGGCGGAGGCGAGAGGCGAGGGGUGAGAAGGCGGGAGCCUCCUCCUCCUCCGUCUAGGGCGGCACCACGGCCGCGCUCUGCCAGCAAGCCCAGGAGUAAACCUGCCGAGGAUGAUGCCCGAAGGCGGGGCAAGAGCCCGCCUCCUAGGACUACCGGCGCUGCUGCUCUGGGGGCCACCGAUCCGCGCAGCAGAAGUAGGCGCAAGGGUGACGGCGUUGUCGGCGGCGUCGGGGGCAUCAACAAGGGUGUGCGCUCUGGCCGACUGGUCAACAAGAGCAGCGGGGGCGGCGGGGGCGGCGGCAACCGCUCGCAGCCUUUCGGCAGCCACCCCCCCGCGUACGACGAGGCCAAGGCGGCUCUGCGCCGUGAUGGUAACGGACCUGCUGCAACGGCGCGGCGGCAGUGGCGGCCAGCCCAUGGUUGGGAGAAUGGCGACGGUGGUGGUGGCGACGAGGUCGAUGGAGGGUUUAGGCCGGAGCGUGAGGAUGGAGGGGGGUGUGGGGCGACGGUUGUAGAAGUGGGGGUACCGAGGAAGGAGGUUCGUCGAAGCGAUCGAAGUCUGCAGGAUGAGGCGGAAGAACCAUUCCUCGGAGAGCAGUACUCCAGGCCGGUGCUGCCCGACACGGGUUCGGAGGCGGAGCCCGAGGUUCGGCAGGAGGAGUUGGAAGGCGGCGCCGGGGGAGGGGCAAGGGUGGUUGAUGAAGAUGAAGAGGAAGACUCGCUCGACGAGAGGCUCCCGUUCAUGCUAGCGUCGCUGGAGAGGGUGGCGUUGACUGUGCACGACUUGCAGGGACGUUGUGCCCGCCUUUCCCGAGCUGCUGCGGCUGGCGGCGGCCGUGACGGUGACCGGCCGAAGAUGUUGACCGCAGGUAGGCAGCUCUCGGCCUUUUCGGAGGAAGCACAGGCGGAGGCGGCGGAACAACAUCGACGACAACCACAGCAGGUGUGCGCUCCGCAGCAGCAACAGCAGCAGCAGCUGCUGCGGUUGGACACGGGCCGGGCGAGGACUCCCGACCAACGACCGGCGAUCACGGUGCCGACGCCGGUGGUGCUACCGCCGAGGCAGGCCUCGCCGCUCCUAGGGCCGACUACUUCUCCUCACCGCCGCCACAGUCAACUCGGCCCCGGCCCCGAAGGACCUCCCUCUUUCUCAGCUGCGGAGCCCCCGGCCGCUUCGCCCGCAGCCGUCAUGGCGAUGGAGUCGGGUUCGGCGGCGCGGGAGGAUACAGUUGCUCAGCGGGGGGCCGCCGGCAGCACUGAUGCUUGGCCCGUUUAUGUCCAGCCGAGGAAUUCUAGGGCCUCGCCGACUCCUCUGGACGGGGCUUCGCCAACGGCGUUUCGGAUAUCUCCUCUUCCGCCCGAUGCUGCCGGGCCGUCAGCCAAAGAGGACCUCCCGGCGGAGAUGCCUGCGGUGGAAGCGGCGUGGGGCUCCCCGGUCGAGUUCGAAGAGGACGGGCUGGGGUUGAGGAGGCCUCGCGACAGCGUCAACGGCGACAGCAGCAGCAGGCACGGCGAUGGCGGAGGAAGGCCUUGGACGCCGGUCGCCGGCAGCGGGAUCGCCGAGGUCCUCAGGAAGCUCCGCGAGCCUUCCGGCGCAGGGAAACGGGACGCAGAACGGGCGCUGUCGUCGGCCGCACGCGGUGCUCGUCCAAACGAUGAUCGGGUUGACGCGACGGCGGCGGUUGCAGCGGCAGCGGCGGAGGAGUACCGGCAGUCGGGUUUCGUGUCGAGGGGUCCGGGUGACGUCAUGUUGGAGGCGGAGGGUGGUGAUGGCCACGGCCUCCCCGCCUGGAUACCCCGUGCUGCCGGCAGUAGUAGUCGCGGAGGCGGCCGUGGUCGUCAGUCGUCGUGGAGUUCGUCGGACGAUGCGAGAGGCGAAGACGGCAGCAGCAGCAGCAGCAGCGGCAACGACGGCGGAGAGGAGGACGAUAGAAAACGAGCCGCCGGAGGAUUCUCGCUGGUAUCGCUCGUGGCGGAAGACAUCGUCCGGGCGCAGCGGGAGGCGGCGACACGACGGCGCCAGGAGGAGGAAGAAGCGGCGUCUGCGGCAGCCGCUGCCGCUGCAGCAGCGGCUGCAAGAGCGCGACAGCAGCAGCAGCAGCAGCAGCAGCAACAGAACGCCCUGCUGACCGCAUCGGAAGACGCCGCCGUGGCGGACGCCGUUAGGUCCGCGGCAAGGGUUGUGGCUGCCGAAGAAGCUCUCCGCAUUGACAGCCUUUCGCAGGAGGCGGCGACGAGGACAGGUCCGGCGGCCGCCGGGGCGGAUGUCGGGGAAGAUGCCGCCGCGGCUGCAGGGCGGACGGCGGGCGCCGAUCGGUCCCCUCCCAAGUCCCCGAGGACCGACUCGCGCCAGGAGCUGAAGAAGAACCUGUGGGACUCCCUUCUGCAGAAGGGGCCGGCGCUGGCCCCCUCGCGCCGACAGGAGCCCCUGGAGUCAUCUCGUGUCGCGUCCGACGGCGGUGUUGUUGGUGGAGGCGGAGACAUGCGAGAGGCGGGGGAAUCUCUCCCGUCUCAGCCCGCCGUAGAUGAACCGGGUAGCGAUGGAGGGGAGGAGGAGGGGAGGAGGAGGAGGAGGAGGCUCGCGCCCGCAGAGCUCCAGGCGCAGCUGUUGAACGAGCUCCGGCUGCACGACGACCUACAGGACGCCGAGCUUCAGGCGGACGCCCUCCUGGCGGCGCAGAGGGUGGAAGAAGCCCGACGGGAGGCGCGUGUCGCCGGGCUGCUGCUGCGUAGGGAAAGGGCGGAUACCCUGCUCCAACAACAAGACGCCUUCGAAGCGGCCUUGGCACGGAACGACGCUACCCACGAGGCUCGGCUCCGGCGACUCAAGCAGGAGGCCGGGGAGCGGGCCGCGCACCAGGCGGAGGCGGCAACGGUGGCGAUAGCGGCGACUUCCGCGGCGGCGCUCGGGGCGCACGGGCGGCAGGCGGGGGCGGCGGUGGCGGCGGUGGCGGCGGCUGGGGCACGCGCACAGACGCAGCAGGCCUCUGCGAUGGCGGCUCAGGCAGCCAUGUUCUUGGAGUUCCAGGAGCGUGCGGUGGAGCGGGGUAGGGCCAUGGCCCGCCGCGGGGCGCGAGGCGGCAUGAGGGAAGAGGCAGAGAGGGAGAGGGGGAGGCUCUCCUCUGACGGCGGCGGCAGUCUUGGGGAAGAGGGAAGCGAGGGGGAGGGUAGACGGCGGACGCACAGCGGGUCCGAGGAGGGCAUGCAACAAGGAGGCAGGACGAGUACCGACUUCGAUAGCCUGCUCGAGCACUCCCCCGUGCACAAUGGCCGCAGCAUGCUCCACCAAGCAUCAUCUGCUCCCGCGGCAGUUACGGCGGGAGCAGCGGCGGCAGCGGCGACGGAUCCACACGAGCAAAAGCCGGAGUUCUGGCCGUCGGAAGAGCCCCUUUCGCCCGAACUGAGAGAGCGCAAAUCAUCGUCAGCGGUGAGAGGAUUUUCGAGGUCCGAUCAACCGCGUCAGCAGGUCUCGAGGAACGGUUCAAGGAACGGUUCCAGGGUAAGCGGGCGGCUUUCUUGCUCUGUAGGCGGUGGCGGCGGCGGUGGCGGCGGCGGCGGGAGCGGAGGGGAGUUCUCCCCCGGCAGGCACAUGAGACUUUCGCACGACGGGUUCAACAGCUUUGCCGCGGGCGUUCGUCGGCAGCAACACGGUGGCUCAGUGGGGGGGGCGGCGGUGGCGGCGGCGGCGGGUAGGGCCAACAGUAGUGCUAGCUUGGGAGGCAGCGGCAGUGCCGCUCGAGGUGCUUCUUCUUCUUCGGCUGUCCUGGGAGACGGCGGCAUGGUCGGCGCGCACGACCUCGACGCCUUGCUGGAUUACCGCAUGGCGGCGCUGAGGGACUCGGCCAGGCGACAGCAGCGGUUGUCGUCCUCGCUGUUGGAGCCGGUGCGGCGGAGCGGCCCUCUCGCUGGAGCAGGCCGCGGGGCCGCCGCAGGAAGCGGCAGCGGCGGUGGCGGCACGCAGGGCGCAGCGUCCGUCGAGUACGCCGCGGUUCGCCGGGAGAUCGAGCUGGAGCGGGAGGCGAUGUCGCGGCGCACGCAAGAGCAGCUACGGGAGCUAGAGGGCGAAGAAGAAGAGCUCGACGACGGCGACGAUGAUGAUGAGCGUUACACUUCGUUCGGGUCCAGCGGGCACGAAGACGGUGAUGAUGAUCGCUACCACCGCCGCAGCAGGAGCACAGAGCAGGACGAGGAGUUCCGCCGGUGUGGUCGUGCGGAGGAGCCGGCCCAGGACGGAAACGAAACUGUCGGCGGAGCGGCGUCUCUAUCGGACGACGACGAGGAGGUGGCUGAUGAGGCCUUGCCGCAGGAGGAUGACUACCGAGAUGUCGGGGGACCCGCAGAAGACGUUCGAGAAGGGUCCCUCCACCUGGACGAGUCCCUGGCGCUUGAGCUGCAGGAGAGCGUCGUGCCGCUCGCUGCCGCAGGCCGCCCGAGCCAGGCGAUGGAGAGGGUAGCCGCACCCGGCGGUGCGACCGGUGGCACGCCGAGGGCCGGAGAGGAGGGGCCAGACCAAGGCGACGCCGACACUAUCCCCGACGACAUCUCGGCGGCUUCUAGCGCCUUUUCGUCCGCGGCCAAAGCGGUGCCCGACGAAGCUUCAGAGGGUUCCCCGGUUGGGGAGGGGAGGUCGGGGUCCGACGACAUCGGAGCUGCGGAGCAGCAGAAAGAGCACGGCUUGGUGGGCGUGCUAGAGGAGGUGACGAGCGGCGGGGAUGCUGAAGAGGCUGCGGGCGAAGUCCCGGACGACAUUUCCGCUGGUCGGGGAGAAGCCCAAAGUGAUGAGGUGGAGGAGGAGGCUUACGACAGCGUCUCUUUCGAGGAGGAGGAGGCCCAAGACUCCCAAGACUCCCAAGACUCCCAAGACUCCCAAGACUCUGACGACCAUACCGCAGCAACAGAUUCCGAGAAAAUCGCUGAUGCGCGGUGCAAUGCCAGCGCGGCAUCACAGCGGCACUCUGAAGACUUUGAGUCAUCUCCCCCAUCCCCCCUGCCUCCCGCAGCGGCAGAAACCGCGCCGGCCCCGCUCGACGACGACGGAGCUUCGGCGGGCCUGCUUUCGCCGCCGGUCCUGCACGGGGAGGAUGUCGAGAGCGGUGGCCGGAGCGACCGUCGCCCGGCACCAGGAGGAUUGCAGCCGGGGUCGGCCGGGUCGCUCGGGUCGAUGGAGGCGGCGGUGACUCGGCGUCGAGACACGGUGCAGCAGAUAAGGGGCAAGCUGGAAGGCCUGCGGGAGUCGAGAGACCGGGUUCGGGCGAAACGAGCGCUGGUGCAGCAGCUGGGAAUCCUUGAGAUGGAUAUGGCACACACCAAAUGCUGCUGCUUCUGUAGUGUCGAAAGGGUUUGGGCGUCAGGCGAAAACUGGAGUGGCGGCGACUUCUGGGAAGUCGACUCGUGCAACUCGCCGCCCAAGAAGCUCUGAAUAUGAUUUCACUGGCGGUGUUCGUUCUUGAACUCCGCCCCCUUUGUUGACUAUAAUAUCAUCGCGGCUUAGCGUUCGUCUGUUACAUCCUCUGUUGCAUGCGCUGAUUUCAAUUCGGGUGUGGCGAGUACUGUUUCGGCGCCUUUUUUUUUUUUUUCCGCUACACCCGUGCUCGCGAGCCGUCGUCACCGUCCCCAACGAUUGUUUCCAAGACGCCCGUGUCCCCAAGGGAAUACCUCCCCAACGCUGACUGUUGCUGUUGUCUUCACAUUAAAAACCAUCCCGGUCUCUCUAUGCAGUACCUCCUUCUGUCUCAAUCUCUCCGUACUAAUCCAGCACUUGACUCGGUCAAUUUCCGUGGUCACAGGCUAACGUACCUAGAAAAGGUAUACCAAAAUAAAAUGGACCCCAAGGGUUAGCAGAGCGAUAAAAUACAAGAAAACAAAAGAAUCAGAAACAAAUAGAUGAAUAAAUUGUGGAACGUGCGCACCACCAGCCUGAGGGGUAGCCUUCCGGAAGGACCUCAAGGGUCAGCAGCACGUGCCAGUAAAAAAACAAAACAAAAUAAAACGAAAUUAACCAAAGACAGACGAGAAGAUAAACAAACUCGCACAGAGACAGGC